UCACUGAGGACAUUAACAUUAUAUAACUUUAAUACAAGUUAUUCAUUUGGUAUUAAGGACCCUGUGAUGGAAAAGGACAACUCGGUCGUGUCUAGACUGGGAAGAAUGAAGGAGACCUUUGAGAAAGAGGGUCUUCGAAAGACUGUCGAAGCCAUAAUCAUAGUACACAAUCAUAAUCAUCCACAUAUCCUUCUACUCAAGAUUGCCAAUACAUUCUUUAAGCUACCCGGUGGCAAACUGAAGCCAGGUGAGAACGAGGUAGAAGGAUUGAUAAGGAAGUUGACAAAGAAGUUAUCACCUCUUGGUACAGCAGAAGCAGAUUCUCCAUGGGAGGUUGGUGAGAAUAUAGCAACUUGGUGGCGACCAAACUUUGAACAAGUCUUGUAUCCAUACACUCCGCCUCAUAUAUCCAAGCCAAAGGAAUGCAAGAAGCUCUACGUAGUUACCCUUCCAGAAAAAUGUACAUUCGCAGUUCCAUCCAACCUUGAACUCAUAGCAGUUCCUUUAUUCGAAAUAUUUAACAAUUCACAAAGAUAUGGAGCGAUCAUAUCAAGUAUUCCUCAACUCAUUAGCAAGUUCCAUUAUGUCUACUUAUCACUUGAU
Molecule: messenger RNA, 603 nt
Organism: Acytostelium subglobosum LB1
Lineage: Eukaryota; Evosea; Eumycetozoa; Acytosteliales; Acytosteliaceae
Exons: 4
Cellular component (GO): mRNA cleavage factor complex
Molecular function (GO): mRNA binding
Source: RefSeq, a predicted model, not a curated record